AGAAUGUCACAUCUUCGCGUUCUUUCUAUUUGUUACCUAAUGAUACUUAUUCGAGAAUCUUCUGCAUGUCUACCAACAGGGUUUGGAGGAAUAUUUGGAGGAGGAGGAGGAUGUGGAAGUAGACCGGGUGGAUGUGUAGCUGCAGCUCCUGCAGCACUUUAUUCUGCACCAGUGCCACCUCCGCCAGCUUAUCCAUUUGCACCACAGGUAUUCACGCAGCCUCCACCACCGCCACCACCACCGGUACUCCCAUCAGCAGCUUCUGCUCGGCAGCUUCCUUCGGCUGUAGUCAUUCCGGUUUCAGUUGAUUCUUCUUAUCAGGGAGUGUAUCAAGAUCGACCUCAAGCACCAUCAAUCAACCCGGAAUAUCAAGGAACUGCUCCGUUGAGCUUUGCGGGAGAAGUAGCAUCAUCUGAAGAUGCAGCCAAUACUGUAAUUGACCCACUCAAAUACAUUGAGCAUGUCUCAGUCUCCCAUACUCCUUCAAUACAAGUUGCUCCUCCAGCUCAAGAAUCAUAUCCUCCAAGUCCAGCUGAUCCAUUUGUAGGGGUCAACAUGGCAAAUGAGAAAACAGAUCAAUUAGCUUUUCCGAAGCAACAAAUUCAAGUGGCUCCAAGUUCUGCAUCGUCAGAAGACACGUACCUUCCAGGACCUCCUGAGAAGGAACUAGGUAACGCCACGAAGACAUUGAGCACUUAUUAUAAUCAGAUGUGUGCCGGAGAUACGAUAGUUGUCGGGGAGAAGGAAACAAUCGGCUCAGCAACUAAAAAGUGCGAGCUUUUGGAUUGUGUAGCUGCAAAUGCACAGCCGGAUAGUCAUGGAUCUUAUACGGUGACUUAUUUGAGUUCCGCGACUAGUAGAUCAAAUAGCAAAGGAAAUUAUUGCCUUUCGUCGAAAGAAUUGCCAAUCAAAAGCAAGAGAGUUAUAAGGAAGUUUGAUGAUGAAAAGAUGACAAGUGAAGAAGAAUCAACAAAUGCAGUGCGGAUGAAGAUUUUCAAACUAUAACUUUUUGGAACGUUAAUUUAUUAUUUAUCUAUUUUUCCUCCAUUUUCUUUCAUAUGCCUUUCAUAUAUUUUUUGCUCAAUUUUGUAAUUUCUACUUUCCAACCAAAAAUUGCUUCAAAUGCCAGAAGUUUAACUCUCUACUGAACACCCAAUCUCGCUUUAAUUCCCGCUCCAAUCUUUCUCUCCGUCUCUCAAUAAAUUUGUUUAGCCGUGU
Messenger RNA from Caenorhabditis elegans, 1218 nucleotides. RefSeq names its product Prion-like-(Q/N-rich)-domain-bearing protein (gene C30F8.3). Lineage: Eukaryota; Metazoa; Nematoda; Chromadorea; Rhabditida; Rhabditidae. The transcript has 8 exons. Bases 4 to 1005 code for a protein of 333 amino acids. The record is from RefSeq and is marked reviewed.